UACAAAUCAAAACCGGAAUAUAUCCUGUUCGAUUUCGGGUUUGCAAAUUUGAUUCCGGUUGUGAUCCAGUUCGAUCCGGUUUUGACUGGUGCACACUAUCAGCAACCCUAUCUCAUGCUCUCAAACUCACCUAGCAACAAUCCCCUCAAGCCGUUGGCAGGAAAAUCAAGCCCUGGACACGAAGCUAGGGAUACGCAGCAGGAAACCAGAGUAUCUUUGCCCAUCGACCCUUAAACCCCCAUAAAACCCCCCUUAAAAAAAUCCCAUCUUAAAAAAUCCAUACUGCAAAUUCAGCAAUCGAAAACCUCUGAUCAAUAGAAGCGCAAUGAAGGAGAAGGGUGCACCACCCAACAGAAGAGAACUAUACGCGCUGCUUAACAUUUCCCCUGAAGCUUCCACUGAGGAAAUUCGUAAAGCUUAUCGCCACUUGGCCCAUGUCUACCAUCCCGAUAAAUAUCAAGCUCCUCAGAUGAAGGAUAUUGCGACAGAGAAUUUCCAAAGGAUAUGCGAAGCUUAUGAGAUUUUGUGCGAUGAAACAAAGCGGGAAAUAUAUGACAUCUAUGGGAUGGAGGGAUUAACAUCUGGUUUGGAACUCGGCCCCCACCUGAACAAAGCUGAAGAAAUCAAAGAAGAGAUUGAGAGGCUAAGGAGGAGGAAGGAACUAGAAAAGGUUGCUGUCCAUGUCCAACCUUCUGGUUCAGUUCUAGCAAAUUUGUCAUUGCCACAGUUUUUAGAGGGUGAUGGCCUUAUGAAAGGAAUGGCUAUGGCCAGUGAAAUUCAAACCCAAAUAUCCAAACACAAUGUAAUUUCUCUUGGUGGGAAUUUAGCAGUUAAUGGGGAUGCUGGUGGUGGUGCUGCUUCUGCUACCUUUCGGCAUCAGAUGUCAUCUGUUUCUUCAAUUGAGUUCAUGGCCUCUGCUGGUUUGCGGGCCCUAUUAGGGGUACAGACAUCUCGCCAAUUAUCUCCUUAUUCUAAUGCUUCAAUGGGUCUUGCUGUGUCUUUAAGAGAUGGUUCCAUUAAUCUUUCCAAUACUUGGACUCGUCAACUUACACAUACAGCUAAUGGGAAUAUCCAGCUUGUAUUAGGUGAAGACUCACAUGUAGCUGUUGGUUGGCAGAAAAAAGAUGAGAAAAUGUCUGCUGCUGGAAAGAUCAAGCUUGGCACAAGUUCCAUUGGGGCAAUAGCUCAUUACACGCACCACUUUACCUCAAAAUCUCAUGGGCGCAUUGCUGGCAGAGUUGGAAGCAAUGCACUUGAAUUAGAAGUGGGUGCUGGGAGAAAAGUAUCAGAGUUCAGCACAAUCAGAAUGCUUUAUACAAUAGGAAUUCAGGGCAUCUUCUGGAAAUUUGAAUUGCAUCGUGGAGAGCAAAGGCUAAUUGUUCCAAUACUGAUUUCGAGGCAGUUGAACCUUAUGUUUGCAACUAGCGCCUUCUUUGUUCCAACAUCAUUGUACUUUCUUCUUGAGACAUAUGUUUUGAAACCUUAUUUUCUCAAACGGGAAAAGCAAAAGGCAUUGGAGAGUGGUGAAAAAACUCUCGCUCAUGUUCGAGAGGCAAGAGCAGCAGCUGUGAAAGCCCAGCAACUAUUGGAGAAUGUCACAAAUAGAAAAAGAAAGCGCCAGGAAGAAACUGGCGGACUUGUUGUGACAAAGGCAAUGUACGGGAGCCGUGAAGCACUGAAGGACCGAACUGAAAAAAGUGCAGAAAGUGAUGAAGUUAGUUUGAAAAUCUUUGAUGUUACCCUGCCUUUGAAUUUCUUGGUGAACGAUUCAGGACAACUAAAGCUGCAUGAGGGCGUGAAGAAAUCUGGAAUAAUGGGCUUCUGUGAUAUAUGUCCUGGAGAAGCUAAGCAAUUGUAUGUGGAGUAUACGUUAGGAUGCCAUAAAUUUGAGGUGACGGUUGAUGAUUAUGAAGAGUUGAUUUUACCCCUGGAAGUACACAGAAUUUGACUUCCACCUGGCAUUCUGUAAAAGAAUAAGGAUCUCGGCUGUAAAUUACUGCGUUUCAAUUUUUCUAACCCAUUUGUUACUAAUCUGUAGAAUUUACUCUUUGAAUAUAAAAGAACAAUACAUGAGUCCAUGACGUGAUGUGAGGAAAGAAAAAAUUACAGUUUCAGUCACUCAUUUCUUGGGUUGUGAGUAGGGAUGGACUGGGCCCG
Molecule: messenger RNA, 2157 nt
Organism: Cuscuta epithymum
Lineage: Eukaryota; Viridiplantae; Streptophyta; Magnoliopsida; Solanales; Convolvulaceae
Source: the annotation of a GenBank genome assembly